AUGGAGGUUGAUGACAGAGAAGAAAAUUUAGCUGUUUCAAGGUCUAAUUCAGCUGAUUCUAGAUUUGAUAUGGUGAUUGGUGCUAUUGAAGAUAUUGUAAUGGAUGAGGAAUUUCAGGUGCUACAAAAUAGUUUUCUAGAAAAAUACUUCCAUGAAUUUGACGAUUCAGAAGAAAAUAGAUUUAUUUACACAGAUAUACAUACAGAAUAUGUGAAUCUUGUGGAGAAGUAUCUAAACAACCGACUCCUAGAAAAGAUACCUCAGUUUUCAUUACCUGAAUUCAUGAAUCAAAUGAUAAACCGGAAAAAUGAGUUGGAUGGUGAAAUAUUUGAACUUUUGCUCACCUUCAGUGAUUUUCUCACUUUUAAAGAGAUGAUCCUGGAUUACAAAGCUGAGAAAGAAGGGCGAACAGUUGAUUUAAGUUGUGGUUUUACAGUCACUCCUUUAGGAACACGAGAUAAAAAAGAAAUCAAGUGA
Molecule: messenger RNA, 477 nt
Organism: Acanthosepion pharaonis
Lineage: Eukaryota; Metazoa; Mollusca; Cephalopoda; Sepiida; Sepiidae
Source: the annotation of a GenBank genome assembly